AUGGCGCAGCGGGUCCGCCUCCUUCGGAAUGGUUCACGCACCGGUGGCAAGCUGCUGGUGGUGCCUGACACCUGGGAGCAGCUUCUGCACCGCUGCAGUCGCAAAUUCUCUACUGACGACGAGCCAUUCGUGGCGUCUCGGUGCUUCACGGUGGACGGCUUCGAGAUAGAGGAGCUGGAAGAGGUGGCCGCCGACUCCAUUGUCGUCGUCUCGAGCGGCGAGGAUUUCCUGCCGCUGCCUCUGCUCGAGGGGCUGCCGCCGCCGCUGCACACAGGCGUCUCCUCGAGCGCCGCCAGCACGGCGUCGGCUGCGCCGGCGCCGACUGAGCUGAGCCGUGACUCGUCCGUCGCCUCGGUCUCGCUUCCGCCGCACGCGUCGCCGCUGCCUCCCGGGGCGGCUGCGGCUGCAGAGCCGGCGGUGCCAUCGCCACCCGAGCCUCGACUGCACCUCACCAUGCUGCAAGCCGCGCCGCUGGCGCUCGACAUCGCCUUUGAGAUUGCGACCACCGACAACUUGCGCCGCGUGUGCACGACGGGCGCGACGGUGCUGCACUACUCCGGCCACGGAGAGGAGUCGUACCUCUCUUUCGAGGACGGCGUGCAGGCCGCCUUCGACAUCGGGAGGAAGGCCGUCUCUUCGAUGCCCGCGCGCCUCACGCCGACCUCGAGCGCGCGGCACGAGUCGUCAAAGCUCCUCGCCGGCGCUCUGCGCGACGCCUCGCAGCCGCUCUGCGCCACCAACCUACCCGCGCCGUCCGAAACCUUCGUCGGCAGACAGGUGCUCAUGUCGCGCGCCGUCGCGGCGCUGCUGCACGGGCGCAAGCGGUACGUCUGUCUCGUCGGCGCCGGCGGCAUCGGCAAGACAGCCCUCGCCCUUGCCGUGGCGCACUAUGUGCGGCUGCGCGGCCUCUCCUCGAGCCUCCAGCUCGCCUACGCCCUCGCCGCCGCGCUCUCGCUGCAGCUCGUCGGUCCCGGGGAGGAGCAGGUGCGGGAGGAGCUGAUCGGCGCCCUCGCGCCGCGCCGCCUCCUCAUCGUCGUCGACCGCUGCGACGAGCUCGCCGAGGCCCGCAGAGCAGGCGGCGGCGGCCCGGCUGCCGCCUCCUCCUCUCCCGCGGGCGAGGCUGCGGCGGCCGCAGGCUCGCCCGUCGCCGAGCUGCUGGCGCUGGUGCUGCGCCGCGCGCCGCGGAGCAAGCUGCUGCUGACGAGCCGCAAGGCAGUCGCGCUCUCCGACGCGCAGCCGCAGAUUGUCCAGUGCUCGGAGCUCUCCCUCCCCGAGGCGGCGAAGCUGCUGCGCCGGAUGGCGCCGGGCAGCGUGCCCGAGUCGCACGCCUUUGCGCUGGCCGAGCUGUGCGGCUGCAUGCCGCUCGCGCUCCGGCUGUGCGGCUGCGCGCUCGGCUCGAGCCGCGUGCGCACGAGCGCCGACGAGCUCAUCAGCAAGCUGCAGGCGGAGGCGAGCCGCCUAAGGUCGCUGCGCGAGGUGGCGCAGCGCUCAGGCGGGGCCGCGCGCCGCCACGCCUCGGUGGAGGCGUGCAUCGCCUCGUCGUACAACAACCUCCAGCCGCGGCUGCAGUUCAUCUUCCUCGCCCUCUGCACCUUCCCCGCCCACUUUGACGAGAACGCCGCCGUCGCGCUCCUCCUGCACGACGCCGCCUCACCGCCGCCACCAGCCUCGCCGCACGCGGCAUCGCCCUCCUCCGCCACGCCGCCCUCGCUCUCGCGCGACAACUCGGGCGAGGCGGGCGGGCAGUGCUCCUCGCCCGCGCUGCUCUCGCUGCUGCGCGGCGUUGUGCGGAGGGCGCUGGGGCAGCUCGUCGAGGAGAGCAUGGUAGAGCUCCGCGUGGGGCGCGGCGACGCCCGCCGCUACCGGUUGCACGACCUGAUCCGCCUCUUUGGUGCGAACAAGAUGGCGCAGGCGGAGGGGGGGCGCGCGGCGCGGCAGCGGUGGACGCGUAGCCUAGUAUUUUACUACACGGGGUGGCUGGCGAGGAUCAACGAGAGGGGGCGCUUCGACGACACGAGCGGAUCGCUGGAGCUCUUCGACGCCGAGCGGUCAAACGUCGAGUAUGCGCUCGCGCAGGCGACCGACGACCAGUUCCCGGCGCUGCUGUGCUCCGGCCGCAACCUGCUCCGCCACCGCGUCGACCACGGCACGCGCCGCUCGCUGCUGCUCAAGGCGCUCCAGCUCAUCGACGAGGAGGAGGAGGAGGACGCGCCUGCUCCUGCGGCGGCGGCGGCUCCCGUCUCGCCGCCCCGCGCCGCCGCAGCGGGCUUGCUGCUGCCUUCGCGAGCGGGGAGCGGCGUGGCGGAGGCGUUGCCACCACGGCGGCUGCUGCCGCUGCUGCUCAUCGACCUCGCCUACGCGCUCAGCAACGCGUCGCGCUUCGAGGAGGGGACGCGCGCCUACGCUUGCGCGCUGCGGCACGCCGCCGGCCUUGCAUGCGCGCGCCCCCUCCUCGCCGAGGCGGGGCUUGACCGAGUGGCGGACCCGGACGGCUUUCACGGCGCCGUCCUCCCGCCAUCGGAGGGCACCAGGCCGCGGGCGGAGGUUGCGGUUGUGUCCUUGGAGAGCGCCGGGCCCACUCCGGCGGAGAGCGCCGCCGCGGCAGCCGGAGGGGAGGAGGCAGCGGAGGCGGAGUUCGAGCGCCAGCUCGAGGGGCUGAUCCUCGAUUCGGGCGUCGCUCCAACGCCCGAGGCCGUCUUCGCCGCCGACUCGGCUGAGGUGGUUGCAGAGGCGCUCAACUUGCUCGCCGUCAACUUGGACUGCCGCGGCAACGAGCGCGGCUCGCAGCUGCUCUUCCUCCACGCGCUCCGGAUCCGGCGGAGGCUCUUCGGCCCGGCCCACCCCGAAGUGGCUUCGACCUACAACAACCUCGCCAACCUGCUGCGGUCGCCGCUGGUAGCCGGUGGCGCGGGGCGCGCGUACCAGCGGGUCGGGCCGCACUCUCCGCAGCUCGCUGCCUCGCUCACCAACCUCUCGGUCCUGCUCGGCCGCUCGGGCGACGCGGCGGACGAGGCGGAGGCGGAGCGGCUGCUGCGGCGCGGGCUGGCGAUCCGCGAGCGGGUGUUUGGCCAGGAGCAUCCCGAGGUUGCCCACUCCCUCCACUCGCUCGCCAACCACUACCAGUUCCAGCGCAAGGACUUUACGAGGGCGGAGGGGCUCUACGAGAGAGCCUUGCGGAUGCGCGAGCAGUACUACGAGCGGAACUCGGACCGCGGCCACGACCAGCGCUCCGAGGAGCUCUACCUCGAGACGCUCUCCAUCCGGCGCGAGCUCUCCGGCGGGCGGCACUCGGAGACGCAGAAGACGGCCGCAGCGCUGCUGCGCCUCUACCAAAAGCAGGGCAAGAGCAGGGAGGCCGCGCAGCUCAAGCGAGACCUGUCGGCGUGGCGGCGCGAGGCGCCGGCCGACGCGACCGCAGCCUUCCUCCACGCGUCGGUGCGGCCGAACCCGCCCUUCAGCGCGGUGCCCGAAGGCUUCCGGCUGCUGCACGCCGUCACCGGGCAUCAGGGCUACGUGCUCAAGCACAUCGCGCAGGAGAGCCGCGCGAACAAGGUGACGGCGGAGCUGGGCGCCACCGACGGCGGCGACGCGGGUGGCAGGCGCGCCUCUCCGUCCACCGUGCUCGAGCAGGCCGCCGCGCUCGAGCUACACAUCGUCGCCUCGUCGGAGGAGGCGCUGCGGCGCGCCCAGCAGCUCUGCGAGGCGCACCUGAAGAAGGUGCACGAGCAGAUGGCGAGCUGGGCGCGCGGGCACGCGAGCUCGCGCCGCUCAUCGCGCGGAUCGGCGGCGGGAAGCUCGCGGCGCGAGUCCCCAGCCAGCGGCGGCCCGUCGCGCCCGUCCCCCGCCAGCGGGCUCCUAGGCCAUCACUGGGUCCACAGUGGACGGACACACAGCCUCAGCUGGCCCGGCGGGCUCGGCCUGACCCUCGCGAGGAUGGCGCGCGCCCACGGCGACGCCUUCUAG
Molecule: messenger RNA, 3963 nt
Organism: Emiliania huxleyi CCMP1516
Lineage: Eukaryota; Haptophyta; Isochrysidales; Noelaerhabdaceae
Exons: 13
Coding region: 1-3963 (1320 amino acids)
Biological process (GO): intracellular signal transduction
Molecular function (GO): RNA binding; protein binding
Source: RefSeq, a predicted model, not a curated record